UUGGUGCGCGGCUGUCAUGUGGCGCUUCCGAAUGUUCGGGUUAAGGCGGAAACCGGUCCGUAAAGGGGCCACCUGUGGGCAGAAGUGGACGGCAGCCCCAUUGGGCUCCCCCAAUUCCAGCACCAUGGAUGCCCGGCCACUCUUCCAAACCUUGCUCACGCUGGCCGAGGAUAACGUGGCGUUCUUUCAGAACGUCCCCACCGAGACCGGCCAACGUUUCCUGGCCACCUUCACCACCAUCCGAGAACACGCCCGGUGCCUUGAACCGAUGCUCGACCACUUCUCCGCCAUCUACCAUAUCUUCGACCUCGAUGAGCACACCCCCAACGGCUACCGCAGCUUGGCCCAGACGGUGCGCUGCUGCGUGGCUCACAUCAUCCACAAGAGCCGUUACGUGGCCGCCAACCGACGCAGCAUCUUCUUCCGUACCAACCACAAUUGCUCCGAGCUGGAAGCGUAUUGUGUGGCCUUGACUCAACUCCGGGCCUUGGUUUACUUAGCCCAACAUCUGCUGACCCAGAACCGCCCCGGGUACCUCUUCAACCACGAGGAUCGAGGCCUCUCGGAACAGUUUCUCCGGGAAUACGUCACGAUGCAGAAGGGGUGUUUUUACGGGCGCUGCAUGGGCUUUCAGUUUGCUCCUUCGAUCCGGCCUUUCCUGCAAACCAUCGCCAUCAGCCUGGUUUCCUUUGGGGAGAAUUACAAACGUAACACCUCCAGCAUCGGAGUGGCUGCUGGCUCUCUCUUCAUGAGUGGGAAGUUCGCCAUUGACCCUGAACUGCGAGGAUCAGAGUUUGAACGCAUUACUCAGAACUUGGAUGUCCAUUUCUGGAAGAGAUUUUGGAACCUCACCGAGACGGAGUUGCUAGCGUCGCUGGCCAGCAUGGCUUCCUCUCAGGUCCGGAUGUCCCGAGCCUUGCUGGUCCCACCCCAUUCCUUCGAACUGCCUCUGGUUUCUAACCCCAAACUGACUGUUACCAUCACACCUCCGGUGGCCCACACUGGGCCAGGAGCCGUCCAGAUGAGGCUCAUUUCCCACGAGCUGCGUGAAGGACAGGAUAGUGAAGAAUUGCUGAAAUUGAUGCGACCGGAAGGAACGCUGGCCCUGGAGCUACCCUGGAAAUCCAAGACCCUGCCCCGUUCUCCCUACCUCGUGGUGCAUUUUCACGGAGGGGGUUUCGUAGCCCAGACUUCCAAGUCGCACGAGCCCUACCUGAAAUCGUGGGCUCAGGAAUUGGGGGCCCCUAUCCUUUCUAUCGACUACUCGCUCUCACCCGAGGCUCCGUUCCCACGAGCGUUAGAGGAAUGCUUCUUUGCCUACUGCUGGGCCCUUAAAAACUGCCACCUCUUGGGCUCCACAGCACAAACGGUGUGCCUUGCCGGGGACAGCGCCGGCGGCAACCUCUGCAUCACCGUCUCCAUGCGCGCCGCUUCUUUUGGGAUCAAGAUGCCGGAUGGGAUCAUGGCGGCCUACCCCGUCACCCUCUUGGAGGCUGCCGCCUCGCCCUCGCGCCUUCUCACGCUGCUGGACCCGCUCCUGCCUCUCAGCGUCUUGUGCAAAUGCCUCAGUGCCUACGCAGGAAUGGAGUCCGAGCAGCCAGACGACUUGACCUUGGAGAAACUGGACCCCAUGAACAUGAUGCGCCAUAACACGGCCCUCCUCUUCCGAGAUUUGCGCUUGGGUGCGUCCGCCUUGGUUGGCUCUUUGAUGGACAAGACAGGCAAGCACAACAGGGCAGGUGCAGGAAGUGAAGCCUUGAGGAAAAGCGCCUCCGAGACGAGCUUGAAAUCGAAGACAUUUGCCAGCCAUAAAGAUUCCCGGAAGAAGAGCCAGACGUGUCAAAAUUUCUUGGGGUCCCCCGAUGUCCAGCGAGGCUCAUGCUCCACCACUCCAGACCCCGAAGAUCAGCCCACCUUCUUCUUCUCCGACCAGGACCAAGAGGCCUUCUCCUCCAGGAAACUCGAGAGCUUGAUGUUUCCUGACGGCUUCCAGCCGCUACGCAGCAGCCAGCCUGGUGCCAGCCUGCCUCUGGAGAUGUCGCCCAUCGUCAAGAACCCCUUCAUGUCGCCCCUUUUGGCCCCGGAUGAAAUGUUGAAGGGACUCCCUCCGAUCCAUAUCGUGGCGUGUGCUCUGGAUCCCAUGUUGGACGACUCCGUGAUGUUUGCCCAGAGGUUGCGGGCCCUCGGUCAGCCGGUCACUCUGCGAGUGGUGCAAGAUUUGCCCCACGGCUUUCUCAGCCUGUCCCAGUUGUGCCGCGAAACCCGCCAGGCCUCGGCCGUCUGCACAGAGCUCAUCCGGAGCAUUCUGGUCCCUUCCGACGCUGCCCCACCACCGCCCCCGGCCGCCCUCCCGAAACAUCGCAAACUGGAGCGAACUUCUCCGGCUGUGGCUGUGAAUGCCGACCUCCCUCCCAUCCAGGAGAACGGAGUCCUCCCUCAACACAAAGCGUCGCACAAUCCAACGGCAGAAACCAGGACCGCUAACCCCAACGAGGAGGCUCAAACCACCAGCAAAACUCCAGAACCCCCUGGAACUGGGGGCCGUUCCUUGGACCAGCAAAACAAAGCCAAGAAUAUCAGCACGCCUCCGGCUGCCGGUCCCAUCUUAAACGCCGCUAUCAUUCCUGGCCAAGAUUCUGGCUCUUCGAGUAGCACCUCGGGCAGAGGGGUGGGGGCCUGAGGGCCCCCCCCCCCCCCACCCU
Messenger RNA from Pantherophis guttatus, 2702 nucleotides. It is a transcript of the gene LIPE, whose product is annotated as lipase E, hormone sensitive type. Gene Ontology annotation, biological process: cholesterol metabolic process; triglyceride catabolic process. The record is from RefSeq and is a predicted model, not a curated record. Gene Ontology annotation, cellular component: cytosol. Gene Ontology annotation, molecular function: sterol ester esterase activity; triacylglycerol lipase activity. Lineage: Eukaryota; Metazoa; Chordata; Lepidosauria; Squamata; Colubridae.